This is a messenger RNA of Phlebotomus papatasi, 2318 nucleotides long. RefSeq names its product ras association domain-containing protein 8 (gene RASSF8). The transcript has 5 exons. The coding region runs from base 474 to 2042 and encodes 522 amino acids. The record is from RefSeq and is a predicted model, not a curated record. NCBI's taxonomy places the organism in Eukaryota, Metazoa, Arthropoda, Insecta, Diptera, Psychodidae. Gene Ontology annotation, biological process: signal transduction.
GAACGCACACUAACGCGAAAGUUUAGUUUUGUGCUGCCAAAUAAAAGAGACGAUGGACGGAAUUUCGGGUGUUUUUUGGGAUGAAAAGGGCACAAAACCGUUCAAAAACUCUCCCUAAAGUGAUUCAGAAGGGAUUUGGUGACCCAAAGUAGAGUAGAGUGAAGUGAAAAUUGACAAAAUCCAGGUGUAACGUGAGAAAUCAAAGGUGUGUGAUUCAUUGGAAUUCCGAGAGUGUUUUGACACAGUUUCAUGUUGUCUUUUUCGUGAUUAGUGGAGGUGAGUGCUAGAUUUAAUAGAGGAAAUUCCUGGAGACAGUCUCUCUUGUGGCCCAGUAAGUGUUUGGGGCGCGUCUGAGGUGCGCCCUUUCCCGUGACCUCCAGUGUCACUAAGAACGCCACACAUUCCUCCUGUUCAAGGAGGGUCGAGAGAGGCGGAAGUUGCCAUUGUCCAAGAACCAAAAAGAUUGGACAGAGAUGGAGCUUAAAGUGUGGGUGGAGGGCAUCCAGAGGAUUGUCUGUGGGGUCACCGAGGCCACAACUUGUCAGGACGUUGUCUUUGCAUUGGCGCAUGCCACUGGAAAAGUGGGCAGAUUUACACUCAUCGAGCGCUGGCGAAACAAUGAACGCUUGCUAGCGCCAACGGAAAAUCCCCUGAAAAUCCUCAUGAAAUGGGGAGAGUAUUCAAGUGAUGUGCAAUUUAUUCUGCAGCGCAGUGAUCAGCCAAAGAACACUGCCUUGCAGUCCCCACAGCAAAUUUUGCGACAGCAACAACGUCAGCAAGAGCAGCAGCCCACAGAAGCCCAGAGUGUGGUCCUUGUGGCUCCUCAGGGUGAUCGACUGAAGGAGAAUAUGUCGCCCAUUGAGCGAGGCCGGGAAACACGUAAGAGUUUCACCGGAGGUAGUCUAGACCUAAAGUCUGAGAAUGUUGGCAUUGUUCGUGGAGUACCCCAGAAAUCAUCCCCCACGGACUCCAAUAGUCCCCUCCAUUCGCCCCAGGGUUCCAAUGAACCCCUAUAUGCGGGAGUUGUAAAGCCUGCCCAAUCCUCAGCGGCCACUGUCACCAAGAGUGGAGAAUUCACCUCAGCUGACGUCCGGAAUGCCCUGGAUCGCAAGACGACUCCCGGACUGGCGGGGAGUAGCGAAAAUAUCCUCGAAGGACCACCGAUCUCCUCAAAUGGUGCCCUUGUGCCGCCUCCGUACCGAGAUCCGCCCCCACCGCGAAAUUCACCGCUUCAGCAUACGUCAAAGAGCGUAGCUGGCGGUAGCCUGGAACUGAUGGAGGCACAGUACCUUCACAAUGGGGCGCAAUACCGUGACCUCAUUCAGCUGAUAAAGCUGCAGCGCGAAAAGAUCAGCAUGCAGCAGGCCGAUCUCACCAAGUACGAUGCAGAGAUUGUGUACCUGGAGAACAAGGAGCGCGAGCAGGCUCAACAAUUGGAGGCGAUCGCUCGUGAGAUCAGUAAGACCGAUCAGAUCUUCAGGCAGGGCAAUGAGCAGCUCCAAACAUUGCAGUAUGUGGAGGAGGAGAAUGAGCUGGUGCGACAGCAGGAGAAGACACUGAAGUCAGAGAUAACGCUAUUGCGUUCCAAAUUGGCCAACUGUGAAACUGAACUGCUGCAGUGCAAGAAUAAAAUUCGACAUCUAAUGGAUGACAUACAAAUUGAGCAAAGGGUCAUCAAUAGGCAGUUCGAUACGCGGCAACAAAUGGAGCGGCAAAUUGUGGCAGAAGUGGAUAGGAUACAGGCAGAAAUUGAGCAGAUUGUCAAGACAGCCGAGUCCUCCAACAAGACAAUGGAGAAUUUGAAGAAGGAAGUGUCCUUCAUAGAGACUGCAAUAGCUGAGAAGAAGAAGCAAGUGGAGCAUCUGGUCAAUGAGAUGAAAGAGGUGAAUCUUCAGAGUUUGGCUGUGGCGCCAUCUGAGGAAAUUCGCCAUCUACUUGAGGGAUCAAAUCGUCCAGGAAGCACCCGCAGGAUCAUAGGAUCACCAAGGCAGCUUGAAAAUGCUGUGCCCACUAGCAAAAAUCCCCAUGGGGUUUGGGUUUAAAAAGACAAUUCAUGCAAAAGACCACUCUGUAGAUUUUUAGGGAACAAAAGAUUGAGAUAGUUUAGAGAAGUAUGCAGAAUAAUAUCAAAAGAAUAUGUUUAAUAUCUAGUCUAUGAUGUUGAUGCCAUUAGACACAAAUUUAGAGAGAAUUAUGCAUACUGGGAAAGUAUUAUUUGGACAAAAUUACCUUCUCAUUCCAAUUUUCUUUAUAGUGUAUUUUUCUUUUUGAAUGUAGACUUGGAAACAAUCUUCAAAUAAAUUUUAUUCAAAUUCAAA